CUUUCUAUUUCGUUCGUGAUUCCCGCGUUACACGCUUCUUUACUUUUCAACCAUUUUUCUCCGAUUUUUCUUCUCUUCCUCUUCCUCUUCUCUCUUUUAACAAAAAUCUCAAAACUCCAUUAACGUUCCACUCACAAUUUUAUUCACGUCCAUUCACCUUCCGUUACGUUAUUUUUGUUUUUGUAUGUUGGUAUGAAAAUGUGUUGUUGUUGCUAUUGAAUGGUACCUCAAGAGAAGAUACAUGGAAUUGGCUUUGUAAAGUGUGCAUUUGAUUGCACAGAUUAAUUAUACUGGUUUUUGUCAUUCAAGGUUCAGAAAAUGUCUUCUGAAUUUCUUCGAAUGUUAAACACUUCGGAUUAUUCAUCCGUAAUAUCUAUGAACAUAUUUGUCGCAUUGCUAUGCGGUUGUAUAGUACUUGGUCAUCUUCUCGAGGAUAAUCGCUGGGUUAACGAAUCUAUCACAGCUCUUCUGAUAGGUCUUUGCACUGGCGAGGUUAUUUUGUUGAUAAGUCGCGGAAAAAGCUCGCAUCUUCUUGUUUUCAGCGAAGAUCUUUUUUUCAUAUACCUUCUACCUCCCAUCAUAUUCAAUGCCGGGUUUCAGGUGAAAAAGAAACGGUUUUUUGUUAAUUUCAUGACAAUUAUGAUGUUUGGUGCUGUUGGUACAUUGAUAAGUUGUAGCAUCAUAAGUUUUGGUGUAUUACAAAUUUUUAAGAGAUUGGGUUUCCGCGAACUCGAUCUAGGAGAUGCUAUAGCAAUUGGAGCGAUAUUUGCCGCGACAGAUUCAGUGUGCACAUUGCAGGUGUUAAACCAGGAUGAGACACCUUUACUAUACAGCCUUGUAUUUGGCGAGGGCGUUGUGAAUGAUGCUACUUCGGUGGUGCUUUUCAACGCAAUCAAAAGUUUUGAUCUUGAACGAUUCGACCAUGGACUUGUCUUGCAAUUUUUCGGCAACUUCUUGUAUUUGUUUAUAGCAAGCACCAUGCUUGGAGUUUUGGGUGGUCUACUUAGUGCUUACAUUAUCAAAAAGCUCUAUUUUGGAAGGCACUCAACUGAUCGCGAGGUUGCUCUCAUGAUGUUAAUGGCAUACCUUACCUAUAUACUAGCUGAAGUAAGCUCUAAAGAACUUAAGAAAUAUUUUCGAACUUUACAUAUUUCGUCUAAUUUAGUUUCUUACAUAAAUCUACAUGUUCUGCAGUUAUGGUAUCUGAGUGGCAUUCUCACUGUAUUCUUCUGUGGAAUUGUAAUGUCUCAUUAUACAUGGCAUAAUGUGACUGAGAGCUCAAGAAUCACUACCAAACAUUCAUUUGCAACCUUGUCAUUUGUUGCCGAGACGUUUCUCUUCCUUUACGUUGGUAUGGAUGCCUUGGACAUGGAAAAAUGGAGAUUUGUUAGUGAUAGACCUGGAACAUCUGUUGUUGUGAGUUCAGUAUUAUUAGCCCUAGUCCUCAUUGGAAGAGCAGCAUUUGUUUUUCCCUUAUCAUUCUUAUCCAACUUGACAAAAAAAUCAGCAAAUGAGAAAAUAAGCUUUAGGCAACAGGUGAUUAUUUGGUGGGCUGGUCUUAUGAGAGGCGCCGUUUCAAUGGCACUUGCCUAUAAUCAGUUUACUAUGUCGGGGCAUACUCAACUUCGAUUCAACGCCAUCAUGAUCACAAGUACCAUCACUGUCGUGCUUGUCAGUACAAUGGUGUUUGGCAUGAUGACCAAGCCACUGAUAAGGUUUUUGCUUCCACUCGGUCCCGUUCCAAAACGGAAAAGCAGCAGGGUGAAUCUCGAAGGCACUUCACCGAAAUCAGUCACAGUGCCAUUCCUUGGAGAUAAUCAAGGUUCUGAAGUUGAGAUUGAUAGCAAUGAUUUUCACCGUCCAAGCAGCAUUCGUGAUUUACUCACCACUCCAACAUACACUGUUCAUCGGUUAUGGCGUAAGUUUGAUGAUACAAUAAUGCGCCCGGUUUUUGGUGGUAGGGGUUUUGUUCCUGUUCGUCCUACUACGCAGAAUGAAAAUGAUCAACCGCAGUGACAAUGAGAAGAAAUUAGGCUAAGAAACAUGUAAUUUGUAAUGUAGAAUGAGGGGAAAAUCAUGAGAUCAAGCAGAAUGUAUUUAUGUAAGAACCACAGUUAGUUAGUUAGUUAGGUAUAGUUCUAUGGGUAGUGACAAGUUGUUUGCCAUAGGUUUAUGUAUUUAACCGCAGGUUGUAUUUUAUUUUGGCAUUGAUAAAAAGUUGAUUCACUAAGUUAA
This is a messenger RNA of Lathyrus oleraceus (garden pea), 2235 nucleotides long. Its product is annotated as sodium/hydrogen exchanger 1. The coding region runs from base 319 to 2016 and encodes 565 amino acids. The transcript has 13 exons. Gene Ontology annotation, molecular function: potassium:proton antiporter activity; sodium:proton antiporter activity. Lineage: Eukaryota; Viridiplantae; Streptophyta; Magnoliopsida; Fabales; Fabaceae. Gene Ontology annotation, biological process: proton transmembrane transport; potassium ion transmembrane transport; regulation of intracellular pH. Gene Ontology annotation, cellular component: plasma membrane. The record is from RefSeq and is a predicted model, not a curated record.